CUCGUCGUGGAUGUUCUAUCUGAUAUCGCGUACGAUCAGCGGGAUUUUAACACGUGUGCGCGUUAUUUUGAACGAAGUGCUACGGGGGACGCUUCGACGUGUAGCGUGGGGGAUGAGGAGAUCCGCGAAAUGGUCGCAACUUCAUCGAUGCCUCUACGCGAGAGAGCGAUCGGCACGCUGUGCAGAAAGUUCUUCGCCGAGAGGCAGCAUUCGUACCGUUGAAAAAUUUUUUUUACUAGAAAACUCCUUGAUGAAAAGUCUAUACGAUGUGAUAAGCCUUGAUCAAUCGCGCGUGUCUAUUUCUCGAUGUAUACAUAUCGUUAUAACGUACACGUAUGAAUGUCGUGUGUAUGCGCGUGUGCUUGUGAUGCGUUGACGCGUGUGUGCGUGCGUGCGUACGCAUUUUUUACGUAAAUUGUGAUUAUUACUGCAAUUAAUAAUCGAUUUAAGAGACUGCUGUCGCGGCAUUGUAAAUUUUAGACAAUUACAAUAAAGAGACAGGACACGGCGGUGCCUCUCGCUCGUUUCAACGGAAGGAAACGUUCGUACGGUCGGAAGUGGUGCUGUGACGUGCAGCGUCUGUGUAUGUCCCGGUAUCGCUGUAAAAAUAAGAUUUCUCUCGAAGAUAUCUCAAACGCUUCAGCCCUCUUCUUACGGGCUCACUAGAGUACCGCGCGUUACUUGUGCUUUUUCUUUUUCGAGACACUUUACAAGACGUUUCCGCCAAAUUCUGCGCCCCCCCCCCNNNNCCAUAUAUACUCUUGUAAUUCGCAUUUUCGAUCGUUCCGAGCUUCGUGCCAAACCAACGUCGAAGCUAGCUGUCGAGCGAGUCGUGGAAAAAACGAAAUGUGCGACUAGUAAUGCGAUCCGGUUGCCUCGCGCUCCGGAAAUCGCCCGUUUCAUUCGAUCGCGAACAUUGUCGGGCGAAAUAUGCUCGAAUAACGAGUGAAAGGAUUCCAGAAGCGCCGUAUACAUGCAUGCAGAUCUAUAAAUGUAUACAAAUAUAUUUAUAAAUACGUGCUCGACCGUGAUCCCGUUAUUCCCGAACGCAUUUUGCCCGACAUUGUACGGAUGCAUGCAUGUAUGCACAUCCAUGAGAGAAUAAUAAUGUAACGCGAGUUUACAUAUAUAUAUAUAGCGCGACAUAUUUAACAGUGCGAUUUAAUUUACUGCUCUUACUGCGUAGUGGGACUUGGUCGACUGAGAUCUUUGUACGAUCUAUUCUAUUGUGAGUUCGCGUGUUGGAAGACUAAUGUGUAUAAAUAGAUAGCGCAUCUCUGGAAGCCCGCGGUCGAUCGUACUGGCAAAGUAACGCGUUAUUGCAUUGUCGCGACGCGCGCGCGUGUUUUUAUCUCGCCGAAUCCGCGGCGCGACGCACAGUCGUUCGUAGGUAAUUUUACACGUGAGCGAAGAAGUCACCACUGGCGGUGAGGUGAACUGAAAAAAAUUGAGAGCGCGAAGUAGCCGGGAAAGAGAGAGAGAGAGAGAGAGAGAGAGAGACAAUCGAUUUUGAUUAUUAUUACUGUAAAUACAAAUGUAAAUUUGAAUUUUAAGAGAUAAAGUGGAUAAAGCGAUAUUUAUUGCGAGCGGGAUAGUGAUUGUGAUCGUGUUAUUUAUUAUCAACCGGAGCAUAUGUUCAGCGCGAAAUUAAGAUAAGAGCGAUAAGGUUGAAUGAGAAAUUGUAAAUAAAUAUAUCAUUGAGAAACCGAGGUGUUUUGUACUUUCGUCUUUCGGGGGAACGAACCGAUUGCGAACCGCGCGGUUAAUCGAUCGAUCGGUCGAGAGUUCGGUCGAUACGCCAUGUUUGAAAAAUUCCAAUCGCAGCGCGGGCAACUUCGGGCGUGAUGCCGUAAAGUCGCCGGGCGUCGACGACUCGUUUCUCAUCCGUAAAAUGAACGUGAUACAGCCUGUGCCGCCGAGAGGACGACGCGGUUUCCCGAGGGGAAGGAUCGCGAUACCGAACGCGCAACGCUUCACAAACCUCUUCCCGAAGCACCAAUUCGAAGCCGGCUUUUCGAAACCUUCGACGAGCUCUGGACCGGCGAGUUCCGUCACGAAGACGCCGAGACGCAAUUGGGGACGUAACGUAAAGGAGAAUUGCGUCUCCACAUCGUCCUACCUGUCGAGCGUUUCUCGCCGUAGCACAGGAUCAACCAAUGCUGCGAAAUCGUCGGUCGGCACAUCCAGCCACGCGGAUUCUUCGGUGGUGAUAGCUUUAACGGCCGGCCGAGGCGACGCCAGGAACGAAGUUGGUCUGGCAGCGAUAGAUCUUCAGUAUCCGUAUUUGAUUCUUUGUCAAAUCAGCGAUUGCCAAAUAUACGUCAACACUUUGACGAAAAUUCAUAUUCUCGAUCCAAUAGAAAUAUUAAUGCCUGAAACGAUGUGCCAACGCCGGGGUUGCUUGAACAAGCUGUACAAAUUGAUUAAGGAGAAGUUCAACGCGCUGAAAAUCACGCCGAUUCUACGGAUGCACUUUAACGAGUCAAAUGGUAUGGAACGCGUGCGGACCCUAUGCGCGAAGGAGUACUCGAGCGUGGAGUUGAUAGUGAAACAAAAAUAUUACGCUUUGGCCGCUGCCGCGGCGCUGCUGAAGUACGUGGAGUACGCGCAGCACAUGGUUUAUGCGCCGAGAUCGGUAAGAAUGGAGUUUCAAGGAUCACCAAAUACCACGAUGAUCGAUAUAGAGAGCGCACGGAGUCUGGAACUAGUCGUGUCGCAGUCCAAGCAUUUCAUCGUCAGUCUGCUGGGCACUAUGGACCGCUGCUUGACCCCUAUGGGUAGAAGGCUACUACGCGCCUCCAUUCUCCAACCCCCUUGCGACGAGCGCCUGAUCGCGGAGCGGCAGUCUUGCGUGGCGGAAUUGGUCGCCAAUCGUUCCCUGUGCGCCAGUCUUCAGCCAGUGGUGCAACGUCUCUUCGGCACGGAUCGUUUGCUGACAUUAGCGAGCAAGCCAUUAAACACGAAUGACAUACAGAACGCGGAGCGAAACCUAAACUACGCGUUGCUCCUAAAAAGUUGCUUGGACACCGUUCCGGAACUGGAAGCCGUUCUCGCGACCGGUAUUCACACUUUCUUCGUAAAAAUGCGAAAAAAUUUAGGAAACUACGAGUUCCAAGUCAUGAAGGACAAGAUUAUGACGCUGAUACACACGGACGCGAGAUUCGUCAAGGGAUCCACCUCGUCGAGUGUGCAACGGUGCUUCGCUAUAAAAGCCGGUAUCAAUGAAUUGUUGGACGUCGCGCGGCAAGUUUACUGCGAGUUAAUCAACGACAUGAAAAACUUGGUGGAGGCAUCAGCUGUGAAACACAAGCUCCCGUUAUCUUUAGAAUACAACGUAAACUUGGGCUACCACAUUCAAAUGGUCGUACCGCGUUGCUUGGACAUCUCCGACUUGUCGACAGAAUUUAUUCAGGUACGAAAAAACCGAAGAUCCUUUACGAUGACUACGGCGGCGCUAUUGACUUUAAAUAAACAAUGUAGAAAGGCCUGCGAGGAGAUUUAUGUGAUGAGUAACACCUUGCUGACUCACUUACUGGAGGAUAUCAGACAACACGUCGGCUGCUUGUUUCAGCUGAGCGCCGACGUGGCGGAAUUGGAUUUGGUAUUGUCGCUGGCGCAAAUCAGUAGUAAUCCGGAAUACGUGCGACCGUCGUUCGGAAUGAAAUUAGAACUGAGAGAUUCACUGCAUCCCAUUAUGGAGUUAUUCAACACGGACCUUCCCGUGCCUAACGACGUAGAUGCAACGAACGCGUAUAAUUUUCAUCUGAUAACCGGACCGAACAUGAGCGGCAAAUCUACAUACUUGAAGCAAAUCAUUCUACUUCAAAUUAUGGCGCAGAUCGGCUCCUACGUGCCGGCGACGGAGGCGACGUUUCGCAUCGCGGACCGCAUAUUUUGUAGGAUAUGUUCCCGCGACGACGCCGAACUCAACGCGUCCGCCUACGUUCUCGAGAUGAAAGAGGCGCAGUACAUUCUGCAAUCCGUCACACCGCGAUCUCUUGUUGUUCUUGAUGAGCUCUGCCGGCACACUACGGUUGAGGAAGGCUCGGCCAUCGCUUGGUCGAUAUGCGAGAAAUUAUUGCUAACGAGCGCAUUUACGUUCGCGGUCACACACUUUUUGCACCUCACCGCGCUCCGCGAUAUGUAUCACAAUGUGACAACUCAUUGUUUCCAGACGAAAACAGCAGAAUCGGACGACUCGGGCCAGUUGCGCCUGAUAUACACACACAAAUUAAACAAUGGAACCGCACCCGCUGAUCAUUAUGGUAUCGCUUUAGCGGAGGUGUCCUCUCUACCGAAGUGUGUUACAUCUAAAGCGCGAGAGUAUGCCUCUCGGCAGUCAGCCGACGCACAGAGCAAUCUUCGCUCUGUCACAGACUACGUGUCGUGGGGGAAAUCAUGCUACGACGCGGCCGUUCAGUUGCACGUGCUACUGGAGAAUAAUCGAUUCGUCUUCGCGAAUAUUAUAAGCACCAUGAAGCAGUUGGAUCUAGGCAAGCAGCGUAAAACUUUAGUAUCCUGCGCAAAGACGCAGCCGACGUCGCAAGUCCUCGCACAACAACCAGCAGCGAACUCGCUCGCAACUCUACAGACGGCGCACGAAGAACAGCAGCACUGCCAAGAAGCAGCUGAGAAUCAUCCCGUAGAAACGUCCUUCGCGCCGAAGGACAAUCCGGCGCUCGUGGAACCAACGAAUCAACGAGGAGAACACCGAGCAGGUGCUUCCGGCAUAGAGUCUAACGCGAAGGAGUUCCCGAGAAUCGCCGGUGAGCCGGCCAACGAUCGGAACAAGGACUCGCCCGAGCCAGAAGGUAUCGCAAAUCGACGAGCGACGCUUCCGUUUCCGAACAACCUGGUGGAGGAAAGUUCAUCAGUCGUUAGUCCACGCGAUACCGUGAGCACAUCUUCGCCAAACUCCGCGAAUCUCCUGAGCGUGUCGCAAAUGUGCGGCGUGAACGCGAUGGAAACGAGUUCGCUUCGAUCGAUCAGCCACGGUAGCGUCACGGACGACCCCCUGUUUUACGUAUGCACGUCCUUCGCGAGGACGAGCAGCCAAAAGUCGACGAUGAUACUGUCCCGCUGUGAGAACAACUUAGAGUCGAAUCUCGACAUAAGCUCGUUACCGCCUUCCUUAUCUCUCCGAUCCUCCCAGUCGUUCCCGUAUCACGAUUAUUGUUUAUCCGAGAGGGAAUUCAACAUUACCCCGCCCUCGCAACCUCUGUCGACUCCGACUGAAGUGGCAAGGAUUAACGCGCGCGUCAAAGAAGCGGACAUUUUCCGGCAAAUCGAGGGCAGAGCCUUCGACGAAGCGGCUUUCUUCAAUAGCACACAGGUGCCCAUAAGGAUAAAUCUCACUAAUGACGACGACGUAGCUAUGUUACCCGCGUAACUCGUUUUAA
Molecule: messenger RNA, 5399 nt
Organism: Dinoponera quadriceps
Lineage: Eukaryota; Metazoa; Arthropoda; Insecta; Hymenoptera; Formicidae
Product: mutS protein homolog 4-like
Exons: 17
Coding region: 1892-5389 (1165 amino acids)
Biological process (GO): mismatch repair; reciprocal meiotic recombination
Cellular component (GO): nucleus
Molecular function (GO): ATP binding; mismatched DNA binding; ATP-dependent DNA damage sensor activity
Source: RefSeq, a predicted model, not a curated record